Messenger RNA from Melanotaenia boesemani (Boeseman's rainbowfish), 1476 nucleotides. It is a transcript of the gene dap3, whose product is annotated as death associated protein 3. NCBI's taxonomy places the organism in Eukaryota, Metazoa, Chordata, Actinopteri, Atheriniformes, Melanotaeniidae. The transcript has 13 exons. The record is from RefSeq and is a predicted model, not a curated record. Bases 146 to 1333 code for a protein of 395 amino acids. Gene Ontology annotation, cellular component: mitochondrial ribosome; mitochondrial small ribosomal subunit. Gene Ontology annotation, molecular function: structural constituent of ribosome. Gene Ontology annotation, biological process: apoptotic process.
GCGUUGUCCAUGACAUAUCUGGCACGUUGACUUCGACUGGGGAUGUGCAUGCUAAUAUCUCUGCGAGCUAAACUAGAGGUUUUAUUUGUAGAUAAGUAAGUAGACAUUUUCACCACGCAAUAUUUGACGAACUGAGCCGCAGGUCAUGGCCCUUCACAGACUUACCCUCAGGCUACGACCAAUAGUAACACAUAUAAGGCCUCUUCAUACCAGUGGAUGUGGUCAGCAGCAGGAGGCUGUGGCUGUGCAGCCAGAGCCAGAUUCCUCCUCAGUCUUCAGGACACAGGAGAGCGAUCCGGCUUGUCAGUCAGAGAAACAUGUGGGACAGUUCUACACUCUGCCUUCUGCACAUGUCCGCCCUCUGUUCCCACAUGGCCUCCCCUGGCGCUAUCAGCAACAGAUAAAGACGUUUAAUGAAGCCUGCAUCAUGGUGAGACAACCAGCUCUGGAGGUCAUCUCUUACCUGAAGAAAACUGAUUACAGCAAACCUGCUCUUAGAUAUUUGUUCUAUGGGUUGAAGGGGACUGGGAAGACAAUGUCUCUUUGUCACACAGUUCAUUUCUGCUACACACAGGGAUGGCUGGUGCUGCAUAUUCCUGAUGCCCACCUCUGGGUGAAGAAUUGUAGGGAGCUGCUGCCAUCAUCCUUUAAGCCUUCACGCUUUGAUCAGCCAUUAAAAGCCACAGCCUGGUUACGCAACUUCAGAAUCACCAAUGAACCCUUCCUCUCAAAGAUAAAAAUAAAGCACCGCUACGUGUGGACAAAGAGGGAGUCCACAGAGGAAGGAUGUCUUUUAGGAGAGCUUGUGGAUCAGGGCAUAGCUCGUGUGAAGAGCAGCAGUGAUGUAGUGGGGGCGGUGAUGAAGGAACUUAGGCUGCAAAGCGGACAACCGGGGGCAAAUUUUCGCUUGGCUGUGGCGGUGGAUGGUGUCAAUGCCCUGUGGGGAAGAUCCACCAUCAAGAAGGAGGAUAGGAGCGCUGUGGAUCCAGAAGAACUCACUUUGGUUUAUAACCUGAGAAAGCUGAUGAAGAAUGAUUGGAUUGGAGGUGCCAUCAUCGCCACUCUCUCUCAGACGGGGUCUCUCUACACUUCAAAAUCUGCCUACUUGCCUCAAGAGCUGCUUGGAGAGGCGGGGUUUGACAGCAUGGAUCCAUUCAUUCCAUUGUCGGUGCCCAACUAUAGCGAGAAGGAGUUUGAGAGCUGUCACCUCUACUAUAUGGACCGCCGCUGGCUGCAACAUCCACAGAGUCGAACAGAGGAAGGGAAGAAAGAGCUCGUCUUUUUGUGCAACAGGAAUCCAUCCAUGUUUGACAGAAUUUCCAGUUCUUUAUGAAGUUACAUAAAUAUUUUUAACACAAAAUGAAAAUGUAAAUGUCACUGCACCAGAAUUACAUAUGCAUACAAACAUCUGUGUCUUAUCCUUUAUCCUGCUGUAAAUUAUAACAUGAUGUUGCUUUGGUAAUAAAAUGUAAAAGU